AUGCGGCAGAUUCUUUGGGGCCGGGGCAUUCUAAAUGACCUCCGAUGUCGUGGACCUUACUACUGGUCCGACCUUAAAGAUGCAUACAACUACAGAGUGAUCCCCUCGGUGGUGUUCAUUUUCUUCACCAACUUGCUUCCGGCGAUCGCAUUCGCUCAGGAUAUGUUCGACAGAACCGAUAAUUCGUAUGGUGUCAAUGAAGUGCUCAUGAGCUCUGCCAUGGCUGGUGUGGUCUUUGGGCUCUUAUCGGGACAACCCCUAUGUAUCGUGGGUGUGACUGGACCCAUCGCCAUUUUCAGUUACACGGUGUACGAAAUAAUGAAGCCAAGGGGAACGCCUUUCUUUCCCUUCAUGUGCUGGAUCUACUUGUGGGGAAUGGUCAUGCACUUCAUCAUUGCAUACUUCAAUUGGGUGUCGUUCAUGAAGAUCAUCUCCAACUUCUCUUGCGAGGUAUUCGGUUUUUUUAUUUGUAUCGUCUAUUGUCACAAGGCUGGUGAGAUGCUUGUUCGUCAGUUUGAAACUGACGGCGUUGCAGCUGGAUUUGCCUCGGUCACAAUCGCGCUUCUCAUGGUCCUUUUCGGUCUUGGAGCUACGGUCUUUGGCUCCCAGCUACAUUACUUUAAACCUUGGAUCCGUAAGAUUUUCGUUGACUAUGGUGUGCCUCUCUCGGUCAUCUUUUUCACGGGCUUUAUCCAUUUUGGCGGCUAUUUGGGUGAUGUGCAUCUCUCUAGACUUGCUACCAGCCGCGCCUUCGAACCCACAACUAAUUCGGCCGCUGUAGGUAGAGCACAUGGCUGGUUCAUUCAUUUUUGGCCUGGAGAGAACAUCUCUGUGGGUGAUGUUUUCAUUGCUGUGCCAUUUGCUCUCCUCUUGACAUUUUUGUUCUACUUUGAUCAUAAUGUCUCAUCUCUCAUGUGUCAGCUGAAAGAAUACCCAUUAAAGAAACCCGCUGCUUUCCACUGGGACUUCAUGCUUCUCGGACUCACGACUGGUAUUUCUGGUAUUUUGGGAAUCCCAGCUCCAAAUGGCUUAAUUCCUCAAGCUCCUCUUCACACGGCAUCUCUCGUGGUUCAUGAUCAUAAUGGCAAACCAAUUUCCGUCGUUGAACAGCGUCUUACCAAUACUCUUCAGGGCGUUUUUACAUUUGUGUUGAUGACUGGGCCAUUUUUGAUCAUAUUAGGUUUAAUUCCCCAAGCAGUUUUGUGUGGUCUUUUCUUCAUUAUGGGUAUCAAUGGCUUCCAUGAAGGUGCUGUGAUUAACAAAAUCAGAUGGUUGUUUUUGGAUAAUGACUAUAUUGAAAGCGAUCCCGAUGCCUUGCCUAUGUGGAAAGAGUUGUCGCGCAUUCCGAAGCACAAGUUAAAAUACUUUUACAUUUAUCUCACCUUACAAUUCGUUGCUGGUGUUGCUGAAUUCGCAAUUACUUUGACUAGAGGAGCAGUCGGGUUCCCAGGUGUGUUGUUGUUCUUCAUGUUUUGCGCAAAAUGGCUCUGGAAGUAUAUAAUUCCCGAGGAGGACUUGGAGUAUUUAGAUGGCGCAGUGGCCGAGGACUUCAUCAUUAAAAGUUUGGAGGUCCAUCCUAGUGACGGUGAGAAGCUGCAAUACGAUUCCGAAGCUGACGAUAAAUUGUCGGCCUAA
Messenger RNA from Australozyma saopauloensis, 1635 nucleotides. RefSeq lists its product as uncharacterized. Gene Ontology annotation, biological process: transmembrane transport; monoatomic anion transport; borate transport. The coding region runs from base 1 to 1635 and encodes 544 amino acids. Gene Ontology annotation, cellular component: fungal-type vacuole; basolateral plasma membrane; plasma membrane. Gene Ontology annotation, molecular function: borate efflux transmembrane transporter activity; solute:inorganic anion antiporter activity. The transcript has a single exon. Lineage: Eukaryota; Fungi; Ascomycota; Pichiomycetes; Serinales; Metschnikowiaceae. The record is from RefSeq and is a predicted model, not a curated record.